Molecule: messenger RNA, 1201 nt
Organism: Haliotis rufescens (red abalone)
Lineage: Eukaryota; Metazoa; Mollusca; Gastropoda; Lepetellida; Haliotidae
Exons: 3
Coding region: 59-1183 (374 amino acids)
Source: RefSeq, a predicted model, not a curated record
UCAGAGGACAAGCGGUCGUGCCUUGGACUGGAACUGAUAGUGAGGGGAACUGUUAACGAUGAUGUCUCUUGUAGUCGUCGCCUUUGUUGUGAUUUGUGCAACGCUAUCAGAUAGCGCUCCAACAAACCAUACUGCAGCUUAUUGCCAUACAACGUACAACCGUACCUGUCAAUCGCAUGUCAACGAGAAACGGAUCUAUUGUGGCAAUGAUGGCAAAAAGUACCAUGGCUUAUGUGAGUAUCUACUUGCCAACUGUGAGCACCACGUCACCGUGGUCGGCUACGGUGAGAACUGCACCCACACGAUCCACGUCACACGUCCAACCCAGCCUCCACCUUCCCAUUUUGAGCUUGGGCUCUAUGGUGCGAUAACCCACGGAAUCGACGACAGACUGAAGGCAAUCAAGGCCAGAAACAUCUCUGUAGCUCUUGCCAAGAAGGUGUACACCAAACAGGACCAUGCUAACAAGGUGUAUGUCCGCAACAAGGACUGCUGGGCGUAUGGCCUUGACCUGACCUCCAUCUCACCCUGGAACAGCAACCUGGCCAACAGGAAGGCCGGGACUCUGGUUUCUCCAAGACACGCCCUGUGGGCUAGGCACUACAGCAUCAAGCUCAACUCCACUAUCCGGUUUGUUGAUCAAGACAACAACGUAGUUGAGCGCCGUGUCGUCAAGUCCAAGACUGUAUCCGGACCCAACCUCCACGGAAUCUUUGGUCAGGACAUCGUGGUGGGUGAACUGGACAGUGAUGUCCCCAGCUCCAUCUCCUUCUCUAAAGUGAUGCCCAGAAACCUGACCACCUUCCGUGUGCCUUACACUAUGCACAUACCGGCCAUGAGCACAGACCAGGAGGAGAAGGCUCUUGUGGACGACUUCUACUACUACUCCGCCGUCAACGCCGGGCUACGUGUUCCUCUGACCACCUCCAUCCGACACGACUACUACGAACGCAAGAUCGGUGGUGACAGUGGCAACCCUACCUUCUUCAUCAUCGACAACCAGUUGGUUCUGUUGUUUGUGUUCACGACAGGCGGUGCUGGAGGUGGGACGUCCAUUAACCAUUACUUUGAUCAGAUCAACGAGAUCAUGGCCAAGGAAGGAGGAGGCUACCAGCUGACGGAGAUGGAUCUCAGCAAGUUCCUGGAUAAGGGGCAGUCAUUACCAUUUCUUAUUGGGAAAUAAAUCCUGACAUAAGUAGAA